AUGCUGCUGUCCGGCGUCUCGCUGCUUGCCGGCCUCUUUGCAUCGGCCUGCGCUGCAGACAUCCCCAAGGUGCUCGACUGCAGCCUCGACAGAUACUGGGAAGCGCCCAAAGAGUGUGAGGCGCCUAUCGCACCCGUUGCAGCAGUGGUACCCGGAUCGUCCUACAUUGCAAAGAUAGAGUGCAAGGACUGCCCUUAUACCGACAAAGACGACGAAGUUGUAAACCGUGAUCAUGUACUUCUCCUCAACGUAACCCUCACCCACGAUAACCGGACAGUCCUCCUCAACAAUCGCCCGCUACAUCCCUUGCCUACAAUACCCACACCCCCUGCCUUCGACGUCACGCGAUACCGCUCCAACCUCUCACAUACAGAACUGUACGCUGGCCUGAAGUCGGAAGACCCAUAUUGUCUGAAGAACGGGAAUGGCGGAUCUGGAGAAUGGUGCCGCACAGUACCCUUGACGUCCUCCUGGCGCACGGCAUUCGAUUACCUAUACAUUGCGAACCCGAGCGAUAGCCAUGGAGGCGAUGACACAGACGCUGAGUACUGGGACGUUGCGUUGGAUGUGAUUGGAAAAUCACGAUACUCUGAGGACAGCGGCCCACUUUGGAAGUUUGACAGUCCGGAUCAGAAAAUGCUAUGGAUGCUCAUCAAGGGAACCCUACUGAAGAGAGGUGGCAAAGGAGGACCAACCAAGGUCGCAGACCCUUUCGGGCAGGCCAUUACCGACGACAACAUCUAUGAGUAUCAAAUCGUUGACAUGCGCUUAGUCGCCGGGGCCUACACCUUUCCCGCCAAGAAGCCCUUGACCAUCUGGGGUAGGAUAGGGCACUUCCUUGGAACCGACGUCUGGGACAUAGAGGGUAGUCGCUUUCUCUAUCGCAAAGAAGAAUGGGGCUACUACGGCAAGAAAGGAACUCUUCGCGACAUGUUCGGCGAGUUUGUCCACUGGAGGGACUGGCCUUUGUUCUGGAUCAUCUCCAGCAGUGUUGUUGGGGGCUUGCUUGCCCUAUUCCUUUUCUGGAAGCUUUACUGGUGGAUCGUCGCGCAGCGUGAGCUCAUGAAGUGGGAUGGCAUGGAGGAUGUCUGGGAGAACAUGAGGAGGGAGAGGGUGGCUGAAGAAGAGGGCGCUCUUCUGGAUGCACAUGGCGCGUAUAGAGACGACCCAGAGGAAGGCAGCUCCUCGAGGCCACCGGCGUAUACGGAGGCGUUGAAGCCACUGCCAAGCAAACCGCUACCCGAGAAACCUUUACCAGAGGUUCCAUUGAUCGAUGCUUGA
Messenger RNA from Alternaria arborescens, 1281 nucleotides. RefSeq lists its product as hypothetical. The coding region runs from base 1 to 1281 and encodes 426 amino acids. The record is from RefSeq and is a predicted model, not a curated record. NCBI's taxonomy places the organism in Eukaryota, Fungi, Ascomycota, Dothideomycetes, Pleosporales, Pleosporaceae. The transcript is spliced from 2 exons.